Molecule: messenger RNA, 582 nt
Organism: Cavenderia fasciculata
Lineage: Eukaryota; Evosea; Eumycetozoa; Acytosteliales; Cavenderiaceae
Exons: 2
Coding region: 1-582 (193 amino acids)
Source: RefSeq, a predicted model, not a curated record
AUGAGGGGUAAACACAAGACAUGGAAAUCAAGAGAUGAGAUCAAUAUUGAUUGGUCUAGAAGUAGUAGAUCUUCAUCUUCAUCUACUGACUCCAAUAAUAAUAAUAAAUCAUCAAAAUCAUUAAAUAAUAUAUAUCAAAAUAAUUCACCAAUACCAAUCCAUCAUCAACAAGGUGGAGGUUCAAACCACUAUAAUAAUAAUAAUCAUAAUAAUAAUUCUAUACCACAAUAUAGUAAAGAUACAUUUAAAAGUAGACAAAGUACAAGUUGUGGAAAUCUAUCAAGUUUUGGUGGUGGUGGUAAAUCAUCUGGACCACGAAGAGUACAAACCUUUGGAAGAUCAAACUCAUCUCCUUCUACCACCUAUGAUUUCAAUACUGUCAGUCGUGACUAUUUCCCAAAAGAUACCAUCUCAUCGACCACUGGAAACCAACUUCGAAAAGGAUCACUUGGUCGUCUAGAACAUGCCCUCAAACACAACGAUGAUGAUGACGAUGACGAUGACUCUAUCCAUACAUUUGGAAUGGGAAGUGUUUUAGUAGGUUGUUUUGAUACCUAUGAUCAAAAGAGGCAUUUAAAUUAA